AUGACUGUCAACGCCCCAACCAAGGACCAGCUCAAGCAGUGGGACGAGGAGGACCCCCUCAACUGGACCCGCGCCGAGUUUGAGAUCCCUGACGCCCGGAAAUGUGGCGGCAAGGUCGACGGUGAGACCGUCUACUUCUGCGGCAACUCGCUUGGUCUGCUCAACAAGCGUGCGCGACAGCACAUGAUGGAGGAGCUUGAUGUGUGGUCCACGAGUGCUGUCACCGGCCACUUCAAGCACCCACACGGCCGGCCGUGGAAGACGCUCGCCGACCCCAUGCUGCCCGUCAUUGCCAAGCUCCUCGGCGCCAAGGAGUCCGAGUGCGCCCACUCGUCAACCCUCACGACCAACAUGCACACCCUCCUGACGACGUGGUACGCGCCCACACCCAAGCGGUGGAAGAUUGUCAUUGAGCGUGGCGCGUUCCCCUCGGACUGGUACGCCGCCCAGUCGCACCCCGGGCUCCACCGCAACGUGCUCUCGGACGAGCAGAUCGAGAACGCCAUCUUGGCCGUUGAGCCCCGCGAGGGCGAGGAGCUUCUCCGCACCGUGGACAUCCUCAAGGUCAUCGAGGACAACAAGGAUGAGAUUGCGCUCGUGUGGCUUCCCAUGGUCCAGUACUACACUGGCCAGGUGCUCGACAUUGCCCCCAUGGUCAAGAAGACGCACGAGGCAGGCGCCCUCUUUGGCCUCGACAUGGCCCACGGUAUCGGAAACAUCAAGAUGCACCUCGACGACUGGGGAGUCGACUUUGCCGUUUGGUGCACGUACAAGUACCUGAACUCUGGGCCUGGUGGGACUGGCGGCUUCUUCAUCCGCGAGGGGCUGUCGGACAACGGGCGGCGCCUGGCCGGCUGGUGGGGAGUCAACCCCAAGACCCGCUUCGACAUGACCGAGGAGUUUGACCCCACCCCGGGCGCGCAGGGCUACAUGCAGUCGAACACUGGUGUGCUCGGUUCCAUCCCCCUGCUCGCUACCCUCGAGUUGAUUGACAAGGUCAACUUUGACAACCUCCGCGCCAAGGGUGACCGCCUCACUGGUGCUCUUGACGCUCUUCUCAAGCAGUCCAAGUACUAUAUCCCCGCCGACAAGCUGCCGAAGGAGGAGGACGACACCAAGAUCGGAUUCCACAUCAUUACGCCCGAGCUGCCCAACCGCGGCAGCCAGCUGUCGCUCUUCAUCCACCCGGCCAAGAAGGGCAUCAUGCCCCGCGUGUUUGAGAAGAUGGUUGACCGGGGCCUCGUCGGCGACGAGCGCUUCCCCUAUGUCAUCCGCCUCGCCCCCAUGGCCCUGUACAACACGUUCCAGGACGUCGGCCGGGCUGCCGAGAUCGUCGAGGAGGCCCUCGCCGAGGUCGAGGCCGAGGGUCUUGGCAAGUAG
Messenger RNA from Cutaneotrichosporon cavernicola, 1380 nucleotides. RefSeq lists its product as uncharacterized. NCBI's taxonomy places the organism in Eukaryota, Fungi, Basidiomycota, Tremellomycetes, Trichosporonales, Trichosporonaceae. Gene Ontology annotation, cellular component: cytoplasm. Bases 1 to 1380 code for a protein of 459 amino acids. The record is from RefSeq and is a predicted model, not a curated record. Gene Ontology annotation, biological process: NAD+ biosynthetic process. The transcript has 3 exons. Gene Ontology annotation, molecular function: pyridoxal phosphate binding; kynureninase activity.